AUGGUUCAUUUAGGUCCAAAGAAACCACCUGCUAGAAAGGGCUCCAUGGCUGACGUCCCAAAGGAAUUCCUUGAAAAAAUCGCUGAAUUGGAAAAGGAAUUCAGCGUCUCCACCGAACAAUUGAAGGCUAUUACCAAACAUUUCAUCUCUGAAUUGGACAAAGGUUUAUCCAAGCAAGGUGGUAAUAUUCCAAUGAUUCCAACUUGGGUCGUUGACUACCCAACUGGUAAGGAAUCUGGUGAUUACUUGGCUAUUGACUUGGGUGGAACCAACUUGAGAGUUGUCUUAGUCAAAUUGGGUGGUGACCGUACUUUUGACACUACUCAAUCCAAAUAUAAGCUUCCAUCUGCUUUGAGAACUACUAAGAACCCAGAUGAACUUUUCGGUUUCAUUGCUGACUCUUUGAAGUCCUUCGUUGAUGAACAAUUUCCAGAAGGUGUCUCCGCAGCUUUACCAUUAGGUUUCACUUUCUCUUUCCCAGCUUCUCAAACUAAGAUUAACCAAGGUAUCUUGCAAAGAUGGACCAAGGGUUUCGAUAUUCCAAAUGUCGAAGGUCAUGAUGUUGUCGAGUUAUUGCAAAAGCAAUUGAAGACUAGAAACAUCCCAAUUGAAGUUGUCGCUUUAGUUAACGAUACUACUGGUACUUUAGUCGCUUCUUUGUACACUGAUGGUGAAACUAAAAUGGGUGUCAUUUUUGGUACUGGUGUCAAUGGUGCUUACUACGAACAAGUCUCUGACAUUUCAAAGUUGGAAGGUAAAUUGGCUGAUGAUAUUCCAUCAUCUUUCCCAAUGGCCAUUAACUGUGAAUACGGUUCCUUCGAUAACGAAAACGCUGUCUUACCAAGAACUAAGUACGAUCUUCAAAUUGAUGCUGAAUCUCCAAGACCAAACCAACAAGCUUACGAAAAGAUGUCUUCUGGUUACUACUUGGGUGAAGUUAUUCGUCUUGUCCUUGUUGAUUACCACAAACAAGGUUUGAUCUUCAAAGACCAAGAUGUUACCAAAUUGAACACUCCAUACAUUAUGGAUACUUCUUUCCCAGCUAGAGUUGAAGAAGAUCCAUUUGAAAACUUGGAAAACACCGAUGAAUUGUUACAAAAGGAAUUGGGUAUCAAUGCCACUGUUCAAGAACGUAAAUUGAUUAGACGUUUAUGUGAAUUGGUCGGUUUAAGAGCUGCUAGAUUGGGUGUCUGUGCUAUCUCUGCCAUCUGUCAAAAGAGAGGUUAUGAAGCUGGUCACAUUGCUGCUGACGGUUCCGUCUUCAAGCUUUACCCAGGUUUCCAAGAAAAUGCUGCUGAAGCUUUGAGAGACAUUUACGGAUGGACUCCAGCUAAGAAGGAAGAUUACCCAAUUACUAUCAUUGCUGCUGAAGAUGGUUCAGGUGUCGGUGCUGCUGUUAUCGCCGCUUUGACUCAAAAGAGAUUAGCCGCUGGUAAAUCUGUUGGUGUCAUUGGUGCUUAA
Molecule: messenger RNA, 1461 nt
Organism: Naumovozyma castellii
Lineage: Eukaryota; Fungi; Ascomycota; Saccharomycetes; Saccharomycetales; Saccharomycetaceae
Gene: HXK2
Product: hexokinase 2
Exons: 1
Coding region: 1-1461 (486 amino acids)
Source: RefSeq, a predicted model, not a curated record